Molecule: messenger RNA, 3903 nt
Organism: Babesia microti strain RI
Lineage: Eukaryota; Apicomplexa; Aconoidasida; Piroplasmida; Babesiidae
Product: E3 ubiquitin-protein ligase listerin
Exons: 1
Coding region: 1-3903 (1300 amino acids)
Biological process (GO): rescue of stalled cytosolic ribosome; ribosome-associated ubiquitin-dependent protein catabolic process
Cellular component (GO): RQC complex; cytosol
Molecular function (GO): ribosomal large subunit binding; ubiquitin protein ligase activity
Source: RefSeq, a predicted model, not a curated record
AUGCCUACAGACAUUGCAAAAGGAUCGUCUAAGUUUUCUCAAUAUAAAAAUCAUUAUUCUUCACUUUCUUCUCUGUUUCAUUCCCACGAUAAUACAUCUCCAUUAACUCCUUCUGACCAUUCCUUAUUGCAGCUUCUAGAUAAACUCGAUAAAAAAGAUUCAAAAACCAGACUAAAAAGUGCAAAAUCAAUAACAUUACUUCUUAAGAAACAAAAAUUAACGGAUUAUAGAGUUGAAAAGUUUGUGUUUGUGUUUGGCAAAUUAGCAUUAGUAGAUCCAGAUCCAUUAGUUCGGAUUGCCCUGGCUGAGACCUUGGAACAGUAUUUUGUUUGCGCAAAAAAAUCAUUCCAACCACUUUUAAAACCCUAUUACUACCUAAUUAAAUCGUGUACCUAUGAUGACAUAGAAAAGGUUGCCAAUUCAUACAUCAAGGCAAUAUCUGCACUGGGCAAUGAUAAAGUUUUGAGCAACAUCUACAAUUAUGUGAAGGAUGAUUUACCAACUCAUAUAAAAAUUUUUCUUGGUAAACCAUAUGCAGAUUGUAUAAAGAAGUGGAAGAAGGCAUUUGAUAUACCACAUGACCAGUUGGAAAAAUGCUAUUCCAGAUUAAUAACAGCAACGCUCAAAUUUAUUGCACUAGAUACACUUUUAAAUGACUAUCAAACCCUUUGGGCUGAAAUUCGUGAUUUGGUUUGGGAUUUUCUGGGAUUUUCACUCUUUCAAAACACGAAUCCAUACAACAUUAGAAUAGCAGCGUCAAUGCUAAUUGACAAAGCAAUAAAAGCGAAUAUUGACAUAUUACCAACAAAUAUCAAACUGUUUUCUAAGUCAUUACAUAUAUUUUAUAAUACAGAAAACGAAGUUAUAGCCGAAUAUUCCGUUAAAUUGUUCGGCAGUUUAAUUGGCAUUAAGCAAAUUAACGAUCAACUGGAUAUUAAAAAAACGAUAAAACGCAUAUUGAUAGACAGUGCUGCAAACGCCACUUCAGAUGGUAGAUUUAGGAAUAAAAAAUUUUGUGUGAAUCUUUCCGAAAUAAUUAUCACUGAUGGCGAUUAUUUCCGAGAAUUGGUGCCACAAUACAUCGCUCAAAUGCAGGAUCCAGAGUCUAUAACGCAACUAAUUGGUCAUUUUGGCGCCAUCGAAGAGAUUGUUACAUUGCUGAUUUAUAAAGUUUCAACCAUCAUAAGAUCAGAAAGUACGUCAUAUUCGACUCUACUAGAUGUUCUAACCAACAUAAUUAGUAAUUUUGAUGUACAAAAUAUGGAACCACCUUAUAUACCUUCCGAACAGGAUUACCCAAAAGUUAUAUCAUUCAUCCCAUCCAUCUUGAAGUUAAAAAUCAAAUUCAAUCAGGAUAUUGAUAAAUUAAUACACUUUAUCAUGUUGGAAAUGAUACCACAAUUGGUGUCAGGUAGAGGCAAAUUCGCUAAUGCACUAAUUAGCAAAUUGAAUUGUGCCAUGGAAGUUUUUGAAAAAUGUAAAAAUCACGCUGAUAAAUUUAAAUUUGAUGAAAUUAAUUCUGUGGAAUUUUAUCCCUUGUCUAUAAAUACUCUUACAACAACUAGUGGAUUGGAAAAUCGCAUAGCAGUGGAUAUUAACCUAGCAAGCACUUAUUUUAAACAUCUACAAAACAUUGGUAUAGAUAUAAAUAUCAAAACUAGUGAAUCAUCCUUAUCUUGUGAAGUUAAAGAUUUUUGGAUUGCUUGUUUAAUGUUUUUUAUAGGACUUGUUAACCAAUCAUCAAUAUUAGAAAUGAUCCCCCGAUUAUCCAUAGAUGCAAUCCCAUUCAUAAAGGCAUUAAUUUCCCAUCAAAAUUUCAAUGAUAAUGAUAAUGAUAUGAUCGACUUGUUUGAUAUGUGCUACAAAAUGGGUAAUUACGAAUUAGCAUCGAUCCUAUCCAAGGAUGCAAUGACUCAUUUACUUUGUCUAAAGGCAGGCUAUCCAACAGAUUCCCCCCUUUUGUCUUAUGUAUCCCGGGAAAUUAUCGAGUCACUAAUAUUUAAUAUAAUACACGCAUCUGUAUACAAUGCGCCGAUUGACAUUAUCUGCGAACAAUUACCAGAACUAUACAUUGAAUCACUGCAUAAGGUUGUAUUAGUGGAGGGGGUUGAUAACCUUUCGUACGAAGAAUUGCUUAAAAUUCCCCAACUGGUUAAGAUAAUCCCGGUCAAUUUACCCAAUGAUAUCCAGCUUGAUAUGGUCAAACAGCUCGCCACAUUAGCUAUUUUAAUCGAUCCUAAUCUGGAGAAUCUAAAACCGGAUAUAAGUUCAGUAACUGACAUACUUAUGAAAAUUGAUCUAGGAACAGAUUUGUUUGAAACAUCUGAGAGGUUUGAGAAGUUUAUAUCUAAGUAUACCGGGUUUCCAACGAUGUCGGAAUAUGUUAAUAUGAAGUUAGUUGCUUACAAUCCGAAUUUAUCCAAAUUAUUUGAAAGAACACUAUCCAAAGACGAAAUAUGCGAUGAAUUAUCUGAAAAUCCACUCCCCUUAAAUUUAAAAUGGUUAGUACCCUUGACAAUAUUGGAUAAAGUGGGCACUAUCUCCAACUCACCUUUCCGAUUUAGAUAUUGCUUAAACAAAUUCUCGAAUGCCUUAAGCGAAGUGGAUGCCAAUUCUACAUACUUCAUGUUGAGAUUUUGUAGAAAAUUCAUCGAACAACUUGAUAAACCCGACAAUGGCAAUGAGUGUGAUUUGGAUAAAUUGAAGAUGACAUUCUCUGAUUACAUUAGUGAAUUAUCGCAAAUAAUCUCCAUAGUUACUCCAGAAGAAUUCGAAUACGAUAAAAGAUGUUUUAUCCUAUCUCUAUUCUACUCUGUUCAAUCCAUAUGUACUGUAAAAUUUGUCGGCGAAUUGAAUGAAUAUUUGGAAACGAUCUUAUAUUCGCUCCAUCCCGUAUAUCUGGACAUUUUAUUAGGCUCUAAAAGCCUAUCUGUUACAACGCUUGGUUUACAAAUGUUUGGUAAGUUGAUCAAAUCAUAUGGCAAAGUUUUCCUGUUAAAACCACAAAACUUUGAUUCCGAAUUGGAUUUUAUCUCUACACAGCCCAUUAGUGACGAUGGUGGCAAUAUCUUUGUAUUUAAAACUCCAUCAGAGUAUCAGUAUGAAUUAGAAUCCAGAUAUCCUAAUCUGCUAAAGAUUCUACUUGGUUAUGUAGAAUCAACACCACACGUAUAUGUAUCCUCAUGGAAAAUUUUAAUUGAAUCGGAGACCACAGCACCCUUCCCCAACUAUGAUCAAUUGGAUGUGUUUAUUGGUGAAAUAAUGGAUAUGUACAUUAGUGGAUCAUAUGAUGUUUCUAAAAUGAAUGCCCCAAUCUUUAGGAGAUUUCCCCAAUAUGUAAUAGAUCGGAUGGAUAACCAUGAUAUUAGAUAUUUCUUUGCGAAUAUUUCGCCAGAAUUGAUAAAAACUGAAGUUGAGUUGAUGAACAAAUGGAAAAUUACUGCAUCAUACAAAGGUUUGACAAUCGCAGGAACAUUUAAGGUUGAGAAUAUGCAAGUUAUCAACUUCAAAAUACAUUUUACAGAAGGCUACCCAUUUGAAGAAGCAAUUUUUAAUAUAGACAAGAAUGAAAUGAAGGGGAUAUCUAAGAAACAGACAUUAUCUUGGUUAGAAAGUUCGAAACAUUUGUUAAGUCUGGGUAAAAUUGCCUUGGCAGUUAAGAAUAUUAAGGAAAAUAUCAUCCAAUUUUAUAAAGGAGUUAGUGAGUGCAAUAUAUGUCUAGCGGCUUUCCACACAGAGUCUAAGACUUUGGCCAAUAAAAAGUGUCACGUUUGUAAGAAUACAUUUCAUUCAUUUUGUCUAAUACGUUGGUUUAGGGCAUCACACAAACCCAAAUGUCCAAUUUGUCAAUCUCACACCGCUAUCGCAUUCCCUAGGCGCUCUAGUUCUAAUGAAAAUUCUUAA